Penicillium bovifimosum is the source of this 1482-nucleotide messenger RNA. RefSeq names its product putative disulfide isomerase. NCBI's taxonomy places the organism in Eukaryota, Fungi, Ascomycota, Eurotiomycetes, Eurotiales, Aspergillaceae. Gene Ontology annotation, cellular component: endoplasmic reticulum lumen. The record is from RefSeq and is a predicted model, not a curated record. Gene Ontology annotation, biological process: response to endoplasmic reticulum stress. The transcript is spliced from 2 exons. Gene Ontology annotation, molecular function: protein disulfide isomerase activity; protein-disulfide reductase activity. Bases 1 to 1482 code for a protein of 493 amino acids.
AUGUUGCGCAACACUAGCCUUCUGCUUGUCGCGCUUUUCGCGGCGUUGCCUGUCAACGCCGAUGGACUAUACACUAAGAAUUCGCCAGUCAUUCAGCUGAACCCCAAGACCUACAACUCGCUCAUUGCGAAAUCAAAUCAUACCUCGCUCUUCGCCUCUCCCCUUCGACCUUCACUCACAUUUCAACUUAGAUUCUACGCGCCAUGGUGCGGCCACUGCCAGAACCUGAAACCGGCCUACGAAAAAGCCGCGAAAAACCUCGACGGCCUCGCGAAAGUCGCCGCGAUCAACUGCGACGAUGACGAAAACAAAGCCUUCUGCGGCCAAAUGGGCGUCCAGGGCUUCCCAACCCUGAAGAUCGUGACACCGUCAAAGAAGCCCGGAAAGCCCCACGUCGAGGACUACCAAGGCGCACGCAGCGCCAAAGCCAUCGUCGAGGCAGUCGUCGACCGCAUCCCCAACCACGUGAAGCGCGCAACCGAUAAGGACCUAGACAAAUGGCUGGGACAAAACGAGGAUCGCCCCAAGGCCAUCCUAUUCACAGAGAAGGGCACAACGAGUGCGCUGAUCCGCGCACUGGCAAUCGACUUCCUCGGCGCAAUUGACAUCGCUCAAGUCCGCAACAAGGAAUCUGCCUCGGUGAAGAAGUACGCCGUCACCGAAUUCCCGUCGCUUGUCCUCAUUCCCAGCGGCGACGCCGAGCCCAAGCUCUACACCGGCGAGCUGAAGAAAAAGCCCAUCACCGAGUUCCUGAGCCAAGCAGCCGCGCCCAACUCAGACGCGUCUGCCUCGCAAUCGAAGCCCAAGCCGAAACAAAAGUCCAAGCCCGCUUCCAAGCCUACCUCCGUCGUGGACGAUGCUGAGGACCUUAAGCCUACCGCCUCCGAGGACCAGGAUGAAACAGACCCCUCCGCCAAACCGGUUCAGGUCCCCAUUCCCGCAGCCCCCAUCCCUACCCUCUCCACACCCGAGGAGCUCGAUUCAGCCUGUCUCGCACCAAAAUCCGGCACUUGUGUCCUCGCUAUCCUCCCCGAGACAAGCGAGCCCGACGCCGUAUCUGAGCCAGCUACUGAGGCGCUCGCCAGUCUCGCUGAGAUCGCACACAAGCAUGCCCAGCGCGGAACGCAUCUCUUCCCGCUGUAUGCAGUGCCUGCUAUCAACACUGGCUCCAAGAACCUACGUGAGGCAUUGGGAUUGGCUGAUGACCCGGUCGUUGAGAUUAUCGCGUUGAAUGCGCGUCGCGGUUGGUGGCGUCGCUAUAACGGUGCCGAUGCACACUUCGGAGCUACUGCCGUUGAGUCUUGGGUUGAUAGUAUUCGGUUGGGCGAGGGUGCUAAGGAGAAGUUGCCGGAGGGCCUCAUUGUCAGUGCUGAGGCUCCGACUGAACCUGAGGCUGAGAUCAAGACUGAGGCGGACGCUGAGGUUGAACCUGAAGCCGAGCCCGAGGCUGAGACUAAGGCCGAGGGGCAUGAUGAACUGUGA